AUGAAUAAAUCAUGGAGCAGAUUGAUAACCGUCGUUUUUGCAAGCCUUUUCUUAGCCUUGGUGGCGUUCAAAUCUCUUUUCCCUGGAGAUGAUCCUUACCGCUGUCGCGCGGUGCAGAAAACAGGUCGAUGGAUUGACCCCAUUCGCGAUGAGCAGGGGAACCGGGAUCCAUUCAAGCAAUGGCAACCUGAUGGCUGUAUCCUCAACCACUAUGACUCGCAAGAUAUUCGCAGAUGUACUGAAGGUCGUCCAAUUGUGAUCGUUGGUGACUCUACGUCUAAGAACCUCGGUCUUGCCAUGGCUAGUCUACUUGAUAAUAAGCAGUACAAAAAAGAUGAAGCAGCCCAGUUGUUCAGCAAGACAACAUCCUUCAACAUGACAUAUCACGGCCAGAGGAUAGAACGUGUUGCAAACGUCUAUAUCUCAUCGCAUGGUGUUCCAGGUCGCGAGCAGUUCGUCAGCCAUCUGGAAACUUAUGCAGAAGAAAAGACAAAGAUUCCAGCAAUUGAAGACCAAAAAGGCCCAGCCUUGAUCUACAUAUCUGCUGGCGCAUGGUAUACCCAUCCCCACUAUAGAGGUAUCGGGUCUACUGCCCUUGAUCCCUGGGACGAUCGUUUCUCGGCAUAUCAGGAUCAUCUAUCAAAAGUCGACAAAUUCAUUGGUGACAAUACACCACAUGAAGAUUGGUUCAGCGUACCAAUGGAUCCACGAGAUGGUAUUGGAAACCAGAUCUUCUACGCACCGCCCGCUGGGCCGCGAUAUCUGGGUAAUGAUACAAAAAUGGUUAUUGACAGAGGUCGCCGAGCAGAAGAAGUCAUCGAGAUGCAGGACUGGCUUCUGGAAAAGGAGGAUGACUUCAACAUCCCGUUCGUUUGGUCUAUCGCCAACCUUGUCGAGGGUCAAGACAAGGUCUGGCGCGAUCCCCUCCGCACCGGCUUUCACGUCAAGUUUCACGUCGCAGAGCUUCGAGCCAACAUUCUUCUGAACAUGCGAUGCAAUGCGAAGCUGGACCGCAUGAAGCCAUAUCCCUAUUCACGGACAUGCUGCACCGAUUAUGGCGUCAAGCCAAUGGUGCAGCUUUCCGUGGUAGCAUUUGGUAUCGUGUACCUGGCUGCUUGCAUCAUUUGCGAGAUCUUGGAUAUGUGUGCCGAUCGAAGUCCCGACCAGCCUCGCUUUAAGCUACUCAACAUGCAAGCCGGAUGUCUCGUAUUAGCACUUCUGAUGUGCUACUACGCUGACCGCACACAGAUGAUGGCAAAGGGAAGCAAGCUUUGGCAACUCAGAGACUUUGUCGCGCUUUGCAUUGCCUACAUUGCAAUCAUGUUGGCCACUAUUCGACGUAUCAAAUCGCCUAUCCCGAAGGAUCUGUCAGUGGAUAUAAAAGAUGCAGACCAACCAUUCCUCUCACGAGAUCAGACCGAUGAGUGGAAAGGAUGGAUACAGGUCUUCAUUCUUAUCUAUCACUGGACUGGUGCUCAGGGUGGCUCAACCUACGUUCUCAUCCGAGUAUGCGUUGCGGCAUAUCUUUUCCAAACGGGCUACGGACAUACGCUUUACUUCCUGAACAAGAACGACUUCUCAUUCAACCGUGUCGCGGCCAUGCUACUUCGCCUCAACAUACUGAGCUGCUGUCUCGCGUACUUCAUGGAUACAGACUACGUGUUCUACUACUUCCCAUCUCUCUUGUCGUUCUGGUUCCUCGUCGUUUACGUGACAGUGGCGACUAGACCAAGAUACAACGGCGAUUUGCAGGUUAUGCUGGCCAAGAUAUGCAUGUCUUGUCUCUUUGUAUCGAUGAUAUUCAUGGGUACGCCUCUUACGCGUUGGGUCUUUGAGAUUCUCAACACUGUUUUCAAGGUCCAGUGGAAUUAUAAGGAAUGGCAUCGCCGCGUCACACUUGACAUGCUCAUCGUCUACGUUGGUAUGCUGACAGCCGUUGUCAACCGGCACUUGAAGAAGCCUGUUCACCUAGGACUUCGUGUAGCGCUUGCUCUAGCUGGCUUCUUCGCCACGACACAUUAUUUCUUCGCGACCUCGGGUCUUCGCAUGGCUGCGUACUCGACAUGGCAUCCGUACGUAUCACUUGUGCCAAUCCUGGGUUUCAUUGCCAUGCGAAACGUCUCGGGUCCUGUUCGAAAUUAUCACUCCAAAGCUAUGGCUUGGCUAGGCCGUUGCUCGUUGGAAACCUACAUCCUCCAGUUUCACAUCCUCCUCGCGGCCGAUACCGAGGGUGUUCUCAUUGUCGAUGGUCUGUUUGGCGAUGGAUCACUCAUGGGAGAUCGAUGGAGGACUCUGGUGAUCAUUCUGCCAAUUUUCCUAUGGAUCAGUCACGCGGUCGCUGGUUCAACAGCAUACAUCGUCAAGAUGAUCAUGCAUCAAGGCACAGAAGAUGAGAAGUUCAGCGGAUCUUCUUUUUGGGUUUGGUUGGAGAAGAUUCCGGGUUUCUCCGGCCUCUCAGCACCCAAAAUCAGGGUUAUUUGCAUCUUAUUAGUUAUGUGGUUGCUCAAUCUGAUGAGCCCAGGGCAUGGAAUCCCUUCAGUGUUUGACGGUGGACAUUCGGUGGUUGUGGCACCAAAGUUUCCAAAGGAAUUUCCUUAUUCAGUAGCGAAUAGAACUGUAUGA
This is a messenger RNA of Fusarium verticillioides 7600, 2622 nucleotides long. RefSeq lists its product as hypothetical. The record is from RefSeq and is a predicted model, not a curated record. Bases 1 to 2622 code for a protein of 873 amino acids. The transcript has 2 exons. NCBI's taxonomy places the organism in Eukaryota, Fungi, Ascomycota, Sordariomycetes, Hypocreales, Nectriaceae.